AUGCUCCGGCGGCUGGGAAAGCCGAUCCCGCCGCCGGUGCCGCUUUCCUCCCUACUCCCGGUGACCCUCAACCCGAGCAACACCGCGGUAGAACUCAUCUGCUGCCGGCUCAAGCAGCUACCGGCGACCUCGACGGCGCCGCUCCUCUCACCGGCGGAUCACCACCUCCUCCCCCACCUCGGAUCCGGCGAGAUCUGCAGGAUCAUCCUCCGCUCUCAGUCCCGCCCCCUCGCCUCCCUCCGGUUCUUCAACUGGGCCCGCUCCGCCCUGGGCCCCACCGCGCUGCCUCCCAAGAGCUUCUUCCUCCUCGCCCACAUCCUCGCCGGCGCCGGGAUAUUCCCCCCCGCCAUGGCCGUCCUCUCCGAGCUCGUCCUCACCCACAGCGCCGCCGCCCCCUGUGACGUCUUCGACGGCCUCGCCGGCGGCGCCGAAGGCUGUAACGGCCAUCCGGCGGUAUUCGGAAUGCUGGUUAAGGUCUACGUCAAGCUGGGGAGGCUCGACCAGGCCCUGGAGGUCUUUAGGAGGACGACCGCCGCCUGUCUCCCCGUUGAUUCUGCCAACGUCAACUGCCUGCUGAACGGGCUGUCCAAGGUCAACCGCCGCGGCGCCUGCUGGGAAGUCUACGGGGAGAUGAAGAGCGCGGGGAUCCCGGCCAACUCCUACACUUUCAACAUCCUCACCGGCGUCCUCUGCAAGGGAGGCGACGUGGGCAAGUCCACAGAGUUCUUGGAGGAGAUGGAGGAAGCAGGGUUUAACCCCGACGUCGUCACUUAUAAUACAAUCAUCGACGGGUUCUGCCGGAAGGGGAGGACAGAGGAGGCUUUGUACCUGUACAGAAUCAUGUACAGGAGAGGGGUGGAGCCGGAUUUGAUCACCUACACGGUUCUGAUAGCGGGGCUAGGUAGAGAAGGCAAAAUCAAGGAAGCUCACCAACUGUUCGACAGAAUGUGUCACAGAGGAUUGAACCCGGAUUGUCACGCCUACAACGCCCUCAUCUCUGGGUACUGCAAAGUGGGCAAGGCGAGGGAAGGGAGGGUGCUGCUCCAGGAGAUGAUUCAGAGUGGCCUGAAGCCUGAUGGGUUCACCUUCCGUGCCCUCUGGGAGGGGUACAGACGGGGUGGGAAAUUGCUCGCCUUCUUGAACCUGGUGGUGCAGCUGCGGAGCUCAGGAGGUUCGUCUGUAUCUUCAGAGACGUACAGAACCCUAAUGGCCGCCCUGUGCGAGGGCAAGAGACCAAACGCGGCGAGGAGCUUGUUCGGCCUGUUCUUGGAAGACGGGUACGAGCCCGACUCGCAAGCGUUCAACCUGCUAAUUGAAGGGUUCUGCGGCUGUGACUGCCUGACGGAGGCGCUGGAGUUAGUGGAGGAGAUGACUGCCCGUGGGCUUGCUCCUGAUUCGGCCACAUACACACCGCUUGUCAGAUGCUUGUGCCGGCAGAGGAAGGUCAAGGAAGCCGAGUGGUUGAUGAGGAAGAUGAUGGGGGCUGGAUUGGCUCCUACCUCUGCAAUCUGCCUGGCCUUGGUGGAGGGACACUGCAAGGAGAGGGCUUUCAGCGAAGCUGAAAGACUCUUGAGUGAACUGACCGAGGAGUUUCAAAUCUACGACCCCAAGAGUUAUAAUCUCCUCAUCGAAGCUUAUUCCGCUGAAGGGGAUGCAAGAAGAUCAUUCGAGCUGCAGGACAAGAUGAUCCGGCUCGGCGUUACACCCAACACCCAGACGUGCCGCCUCUUAAUCAAUGGACUUUUGAAAACCCGGGAUUGUGGUCAACGUUCAACCCCCACAACGUAA
Molecule: messenger RNA, 1788 nt
Organism: Spirodela intermedia
Lineage: Eukaryota; Viridiplantae; Streptophyta; Magnoliopsida; Alismatales; Araceae
Source: the annotation of a GenBank genome assembly